UUCCUUGGCUCUGUGAUGCAAGUGUUACAUGAGAGUGUGUGCGUGGAGCGCCAGGAUACCGCGCCCUUUCCUCCGCACCCUUCCCUCACGGACUGCGCGCAUUUUGUUUACUGCCCGUUCGCUCUGGAGAACAUGGACAUCUUGGCUUUCCCGCAGCUCCUGCUCAAUCUCUUCGACAGGUUCACGGUGCUGGCCAUGUUCUGCACCGUCUUUUGUCUGGUCUUUGACUUCAUGAAGAGGCGGAAGACGUGUGGGAACUACCCUCCCGGGCCCCGGGGGUUCCCUUUCGUCGGGAACAUCCUGCAGGUGGAUCUGAGCAACCCUCACCUGUCAUUCGCAAAGCUGUGGAAGAAGUACGGCGAUGUGGUGAGUUUAGAGUUUGGAUGGACAAACCUGGUGGUGCUGAGUGGCUACAAGACCCUGAAAGAGGCUCUGGUGAAGAAAUCGGAAGACUUUGCAGAUCGGCCCAACUUUCCAAUCUAUGAGAAGUUCUUUGAGCAGCAUGGGGAAGGUAUCGUGUUUGCAAAGUACGGAGACUGGUGGAAACAGCAAAGGAAAUUUUCACUCUUGAACCUGAAGAACUUUGGGCUCGGAAAGAAGUCCCUCGAAUUGCAAAUUGUGGAAGAGGCUGAAUUUUUAAUUGAAGGUUUUGAAAGUGAACAAGGUCGUCCUUUUGAUCCACAUUUCCAUUUAACUUAUGCGACCUCCAGUAUUAUCUGCUCAAUUGUCCUUGGCAAACGCUUUGACUACAGUGAUGAAAAGUUCCUUCGACUUUUGCACAUGCUUGAAGAAAGCUUUGUGUUGGAAGGUGGAUUUUGGGGUCAGCUAGUGAAUGUGUUCCCCUUCCUGUAUUACCUCCCAGGACCGCAAAACAAAAUAUUUCAAAAUCAGGACAAAAUUAUACGGUUUUUUCAAGAUGUAAUCAUGAGCCAUAAGGAAACAUGGGAUCCAAAUUAUACCAGGGACUUUAUUGAUGCUUUAUUAACACAACAGGAGAAGGCAAAGAAUGAUCCGAACACAAGUUUCGUGGAGACCAAGAUGAUUAUGACAGUGGCUAGCCUCUUUGCUGCAGGUACAGAGACCACGUCCACCACCCUAAGCUGGGGCUUGCUCUUCAUGGUGUUACAUCCAGAUGUGCAGUCUCGGGUUCACGAGGAGAUUGACAGAGUGAUUGGGAAGGGUAGAAGGCCAAGAUUGGAGGACCGGGAGAAAAUGCCAUUCACAAAUGCUGUUAUUCAUGAAACACAACGCUUAGGGAAUAUUCUUCCAAUCUCACUGCCUCAUCAAACAUACAGAGAUACCACGGUCAUGGGAUACACCAUCCCGAAGGGAACAAUUAUCAUUCCAAACAUUUCCUCUGCCUUGCUUGAUGAAGAUAUUUGGUUGACUCCACAUCAGUUUAAUCCAGGACACUUCCUCGAUUCCAACGGGAAGUUUGUGAAGCCAGAAGCCUUCAUCCCAUUCUCGGCAGGUCAUCGUGUGUGUUUGGGGGAGCAGCUGGCAAAGACGAAGCUCUUCAUCUUCUUCACGUCCAUGCUCCAAAGAUUCACGUUGUUUGUCCCGGAAAAUGAGGCAAGACCAAGCUACAAGGAAGCUCGAUUCGGAAUUACCCUCCGCCCACUGCCCUAUCGGCUCUGUGUUAAAGCCAUAUAGGGACAGAUAUUCACUAUCUGGGCUCAGGAGGCUUUUUGCUAAACUCAGAUUCAAAAUGCUGAUUUUUUUUAUUCAAGGCAUUUAUUGUUAAUCUUUAACUAGUACUAAUUUAUCAGUCCUCUUGAGAAACAAUCAUGUCCAAGAUUAGGAAACAUCAUUAACUUAAUUGGGACUACGACCUAAUCAGAAGAAACAAUGUUGUUUGAGUUAAACUAAGUCUGCUGCAGUCUGACCUGAUCAAUUCAGUUGUGAAAUUACCACAUGCAGAUGAGGGCAACACUAGAUGACUUGUAAGAAAAAGUUAUAUAAACUCUUAAAGGCAGUAAAAGUGCGGAGUUACAAACAUGACAUGGAUCUCAAUCCUCAGCCUUGAUCUGAGAAGGCUCUCUUCCCAGACCAGUCUUACUGUGUUGCAACUUAUUUGUCUGCAACUCAUCUAGUUAGUAAGAAUUGGACAUAUGUUUGGAUAUCAUUUAUAGAUCUAUAAUCUCUAUUAGAAUUACUCCUCAAUAUAAAUGUGCUCCACUUAUUUAAUCUGUUUGAUUAGCUGGAUGCAUCUCCUCCUUGGUUGGGAGGGAGGAAUCACUGCUUGAAAGAGUGACUAUUGACAGUUAAACUCCUUCAGAAAAUAGAUAAGAUAUCUAACUGGUCUUUGCAUUCUAGGAUGAUACAGUGUAAUCUCCGUAAAGUGAGGGUGCAUAUUUGCAGAAUGGAGUUGUUGGACCAUGUGGCCGACUUCUGUCCCUAUGUAUAAAGGUCUUGUGUACACCUACAGGACUUAACUUCAGUUUAGGGCUCUAGAGAUUGUUGAUAUAUUAUCUUUCAGUUAGCGGUAACAGAACAGUAACAGGCCCUGCUUGCCCAGCUAUUUAACCCAAUCCUAAAUACACCAUGUGACUAAUUAAUGUACUAACUCACACAUAUUUGGAAUGUGGAAGGAAACCUGCACAAUCACGGGGACAGCAUACAAACCCCUUUCAGAUAUUGGUGGAAUUGAACCCUGAUCACUGGCACUGUAAUAGCGUUACGCUAACUACUACACUACCAUGCCAUCCCAAACUCUAAAUUGACGGUGAUGAAUGUAACAAUUGAUUGGCCCUUUUUUUUCAAGAAUGAAAAUCUUACUAGUGCACAUUAUUUCAAUUUCUAAAAGCAUGAUAGAAGUCUGUGGAACACACUUUCAGGCUUUCAUAUCUUCUGCCCGAUGGGAGGGGAGAAUGUUUGGAGUGGGAGGGUCUUUGAUUAUGUCCGAGAAGGAAUGGAAGAAUGAGCUCCUGAGCUUGGCCAAACUGCCUGAAGAAAGAAUAAAGUCUGAAUUUGAUUUGAUUACAAUUGUAGGUUCUGCUGACUGCCGAACAACACUAAUUUACAGCAGAGUUCAUAGUGAUAAAAUCAAAGAGCACUGUUCUCCUAAUGCUAAUGAGUGACCCUACAUGUAACAUCUUGUUACUGCUAUGAUAGAUGGGAACAUUUUGAUGGCACAAGUGUGCAAGAGGUUUUGGUUGAAAGUUGCAACUGGACUAUACCUUGUUUUGGAUGAUGGGAAGUUAACGGACAACAGGUCAAUGAGUAACACACUUUCAUGUGAAGAGCUUAGGAUACUGGUGGAUGGUGACGAGACUGCAGGGAGGACACAGUUAGGUUUAAAAGACACAUAUAUAAAGUGUAGCAAAAGAACUGAUGAGCUGCGUGCACACAAGGGUUCUGUGGGUUUAUGAUGCAGUGUAAUAAUUCAAACACAGCUCCAAAAGUACAGGAAUGAUCACUUAAUACUCUUGAUCAGGAAAGAAGUGUCAGGUGACAGUGCUGAUUCAGGAAAAUGUACAUAAUGCAGAGAUAGAAUCUCUUUAAGAGAUAAACAAGUGAAACCAUUGCUUAAAUGUGAAUGAGGUAAUAAAUGACUGGGGAGGUUCCUGAGGCCACCACAGAUUGAGUGGGAGAAAGGAGGAACCCUGCAAGGACAUUACCAGAUCGUAAGGAUCUGUGAUACUGAGGGUCCUCAGCUCCCACAGUAUGGAUUAGAAUAACGUUGGAGCUAUGGGAAGAGUUUCUCAUCUAUGAUUCUGUGAUCAGCAUUUGGUUAGACCAAAGAGGAAAGUGCCAAGUGGAACAACUUUCAGAGUAGGAACACUGGGGGAGCACCUUGUAGUUUUCUGUAUUCAAUUCUAUGAUUUCAGGUAAGUUGAUUUUUCUGUAUCAGCUAGCUCUCUGUGAUAUUGCAGAGAUGCAAGAGAGACUGCAGGUGCUGGAAAUUUGGGUCAACACACACAAAGAGAUGCAGCGGGUUAAGAACCAGAGCGCCAGAACAGAUAAGUAGAGAGGUUGUGGAGGCAAAUGUUGUUAAGACCUUGGACAAAGGCAGAGAUCAGAAAAUUGAGCAUGGUGCGACUAAUGUUCUGAGCUGCGUAUAGUUCAAUGCAAGUAGUAUUGCAGGAAAGGCAGAUGAGGUCAGGGUAUGGAUCAACACUUGGAAUUAUAAUAUUGUAGCCAUUAGUGAGACUUAGUUGUAGGUGGAGCAGGACUGUUGAGUUAAUAUUCUGGGGUUCUGUUACUAUAGACACAGCAGAGUGGGAGGGAUUAAAAUGAGUGGGGGGGUGGCAUUACCUGUUAGGGAAAAUGUCGUGCAGUGCCCAGUCAGGACAGACUGGAGAACUCAUCUAGGUAGGCUUUAUGGGUGGAACUGAAGAAUAAGAAAAGUAUGUCCACGUUAAUGGGGCUAUGUUAUAGACCACCCAAUGUCUGUGGGAUUUAGAGGAACAAAUUUGUAGAGUGAUCACAGACAGUUGCAAGAAACAUAAGGUUCCUUUCGUAGGUGAUUUUAACUUUCCACAUAUAAACAGACACCCAUACUAUAAAAGGAAUAGAUGGGACAGAAUUUGUCAAAUGUAUUCAGGAACGUUUCUUUAGUCAGUACAUUGAAAUCCCAAUGGCAGCGUGUACAAUACUUGAUCUCCUAUCAAGGAAUGAGACAGGAGAGGUGACAGAAAUUCCUGUAGGGAACACUUUUGCAUCUAGUGAUUUAAUGCCACUAGUUUUGAAGUAAAUAUGGAGAAAGAUACGUCUGGUCUGCCAGAUUGAGAUUCUAAGUUGGGAAAAGGCCAAUUUUGUUGGUGUCAGAAAGGAUCUGGCAAGUUUGGAUUGGGGCAAGAUGUUGCCUAGCAAAGGUGUACUUGGUAAGUGGGAGGCCUUCAAAAGUGAAACUUUUUAAAGUACAAAGCUUGUAUGCUGUUUCUGUGCUCUAUUUUUCUAUGACUCUAAAACUAGAAAAACUCAGGCGGCCAUCCAGCUUCUGUGGAGGAGAUUGAACAGUUAGCAUUUCGGGCCAAGACACUUCAAUGACUUCAAUCACUGUGCACUAAAAUAGACAUUGUUUUUCUGUUCUACCUGUGUCCUUUCUUGUAAACAUUGAGAGUUGUGUUUAUGUUUUUCUGAUAAAUGUGGCUUAUAUGAUACUACAUAACUAUGAUGCAGCUGCAACUAAGUUUUUCUUUGCACCUGUGCAGAUGUGUACUUGCGUAUUUGACAAUAAACUUGUU
This is a messenger RNA of Mobula hypostoma (lesser devil ray), 5189 nucleotides long. Its product is annotated as cytochrome P450 2D3-like. Gene Ontology annotation, cellular component: cytoplasm; intracellular membrane-bounded organelle. NCBI's taxonomy places the organism in Eukaryota, Metazoa, Chordata, Chondrichthyes, Myliobatiformes, Myliobatidae. The transcript is spliced from 9 exons. The record is from RefSeq and is a predicted model, not a curated record. Gene Ontology annotation, molecular function: iron ion binding; oxidoreductase activity, acting on paired donors, with incorporation or reduction of molecular oxygen, reduced flavin or flavoprotein as one donor, and incorporation of one atom of oxygen; heme binding. Gene Ontology annotation, biological process: xenobiotic metabolic process; arachidonate metabolic process. Bases 16 to 1653 code for a protein of 545 amino acids.